Messenger RNA from Anisakis simplex (herring worm), 948 nucleotides. The record is from the annotation of a GenBank genome assembly. NCBI's taxonomy places the organism in Eukaryota, Metazoa, Nematoda, Chromadorea, Rhabditida, Anisakidae.
AUGAAUAUUGAUUCUUCCGUACGAAUUCUUUGGUCUGAAGCAGUAGAUCUUCAAGAUAUACGUGAUCCGUCUGAACAAAGCGAAUUUCUGUCAUUGCGUAAGCAGUUAGGCGUUGAUCGAGUCUCAUUCGAGACACUUUCACAUUUUCAUGUCAAAGGUCAUAUGGAUAACUCUUAUCGUCCAGCACUUUGUUAUCCCAGAUACAGAGGUUUUGUUCAUAGAUUGCCAUUUUCUGGUAUAUUCGGUUUUCAUAUGGUGACCGCAUCAGAUCGUCGUAUCAUCUUGACUACCAACGAACGCGAUUCACUAGCUAUUUAUGAGGCAACCGGAGGGAUGAUAUCAAUUGCUCUGCCGAUGGGCGAAAAAAUUGACACUGCUGUUCUACCGUAUUUGGAAGAUUUUGAUGCUAUUUAUCUGUGGUUCCCCUAUAUUCAUAAUGCACAAGCCAAAGAUUAUGCUUCGUAUUUAAACGCGAAUCGAUGCUUCAUCAUUGAUCAUAAAGAGCGUCCAAUUGAAUUGCUCCGAAGUGAACGACGCCGAGAGAUCAAUAAAGCGAUCCGCGAAGAAGCGAUACGAGUUCGUAACAAAGGAUUCAGAUCGAUGAUCGAUGUCAGGAAUGAUUUGAAAUCGGAAAUUGUCAAUAGUCGAGCAAAACAGUAUGGUAUAUCGCAGUGGAAACGCUUCGAUGUUCUCAAUAAGUACUUGUCGGGAUUCCGUCCUGGAGAAUUGACCGUUCUGACGGGUGGUACUGGCUUUGGUAAAACGACAUUCCUUUGUGAAUAUACACUCGAUUUACUCUCACAAGGGGUGAGAACGCUAUUCUGCAGCUUUGAAAUGCCGGAUGAAAAAAUUCUCAAAUGGAUGCUCGUUCAAUAUGCAGCGUAUGUUUUGAAUCCGUUUUCAGUUGCGAAAAUAAUCACUUCUCCGUGGUUGUGCUCUGGUCUUUGA